CCCGUCUUUUGAGAUAAUUUAAAAAAACAGAGUGCUUUUUCAAAUAAAAAAGCGAAGGAGUGACAAAAUAACUCCGAUAUUCGAUAUCAAAUAUCUAAGAUUAUUUGACAGAGCAAUUUGCUCACGGGUGGAAACAUCUCAUAUUAUCUUUAUAUAUAUUAAGAAAAAAGAGUAUUAAAAGUAAUAAUCGGAUAUCUUUUUAGCUCUACAAAGUGACAUGGCUAUGUUGAUGAUUGAUAGCAAAAUUGAUGGUGAGAAAAUGAACGCUUCAACACAAAAAUCUGCAGCCAGAAAGGUAUGAACAACUCGACAAGUUCUACAUUUUAGAAUAACAUUGCUGGUUGGAAGUGCUAAGCAGAAAAGAAGAGAUUAGAUAACUUUUAUUUUUUGAGGGAUAGCUUGAAACUGCAAUCUCGCUGUACAGUAGAAGUAUUCUACCAAAUGACCAUGCCAAAAACUUGAAAAUAAAAAAAUGUUUUAAAUACCAAGCAUAGACGGUAAAAAAUCAAAAGAUAAAAUAUAAGAGAAGCUUUUCGUAAAAACUAUUUACAUCAUCAGUCUCUAUGUACAACAAAAUUCUUUCAAUAAAAUUAACCUGCUUUUAAAUUUUUAACCCUUCAUAAUUAUUCGACUUGGGUGUACUUAAAAGCACGAUUAAUUACGUAAAUUUAGGUAAUCCCAUUGCGAAAAAGUGACAAUGAUUGGUGAUCUACUUGAUCAUUUAAUUCCGGUCUGCGUAAAGUAAUAGAGAAAGCCUUCUUUUAUAUUUUAACUUAAUUUUAAUGCUUAUUCGUAUUUUGGAUUUGGAGUUAUUCGAUAAAGGCUUCAGAGGAGAGGUUAUUGUCAGUGCUUCUGAGUUUCCGUGCAUGCCAUACAUCACAGAAAUUUCUAAAACAACAUCAACACGUCGCAACAGGACCCAUUUCACUAUUGAUUUUGAAACAUUAGCUGACACCAAGAACAGAUUGGACACCUUGAGCAACAAGAAUGUUGUCUACAACAAAGGCUUGACGGCUUGUUCACCUAUUUCCCCUGUCACUAAAUACCAAUCACGAAUUGCAGCAAUGAACAAGCACGCAGGUGUUUUUGGUAUGACUUAUACCUGGUCAGUAGACCGCAGCUAUACCUUGGAAUGGUAUUCAAACUACUUCACCGGUAUCAUUACCAACUAUCCUGGCUUACUCGCUAAAGUUGUUAAGGAUAAAAAAAUCAGAUUAGCAACACAUUCUGACAAGAUUCCUGCUGCAACAUCCAGCACACCGCUCACCAACACCGACAAAUACGAAUCUUGCAAUUGCGAUUACUACCCUGGAGGUUGCAAAAUCGAAAAAGCAGCACCAAAAGGGUAUGCGUGUCAAUGCACAUACCAAGGUGCUUGGACAUGUCAUGGCUGGGUGGUUUUGUGCAGUGAUAAAGACAGUAGAAAAUGCCGAUUUCCAGACACAUCAAUUGAGUCGUGUCGAGAAGGACGCGGAGACUGUGGAGCUUAUUAAAAUUCAAAUGACUAUAUUCUUCUGAAAGGGAUUGAUUAUUGUAUUACCUUAGAUUGUGAAGCUUACACAGCUUAAGUAUAUUCUUAUUAAAGAGAUUGAUUAUUGUAUUUACUGCUUUCACUAGUAUAUUUAAAGGUAGUUAAAUAGCUUGCUAAUACUAAUUUUGUUUCUACUUAAAUACAUCAGCGGUGUAAGGAAUAUC
Molecule: messenger RNA, 1695 nt
Organism: Hydractinia symbiolongicarpus
Lineage: Eukaryota; Metazoa; Cnidaria; Hydrozoa; Anthoathecata; Hydractiniidae
Exons: 3
Coding region: 783-1493 (236 amino acids)
Biological process (GO): lipid metabolic process
Molecular function (GO): phosphoric diester hydrolase activity
Source: RefSeq, a predicted model, not a curated record